This is a messenger RNA of Suillus fuscotomentosus, 1146 nucleotides long. RefSeq lists its product as uncharacterized. Gene Ontology annotation, molecular function: zinc ion binding; nucleic acid binding. Lineage: Eukaryota; Fungi; Basidiomycota; Agaricomycetes; Boletales; Suillaceae. Bases 1 to 1146 code for a protein of 381 amino acids. The transcript is spliced from 3 exons. The record is from RefSeq and is a predicted model, not a curated record.
AUGUCCCGCAUCAACCAGCAGUGCAACCCACCGUUAUUCAGCCAGUUGUGGUGCAGCAACAGCCCUUACAAGCACCUGCGGAUGAGAUUGAUGCCCUUAGAGCCAGAAUUGCUGAACUGGAGCACGGGGAGGCUCACAGCAACCAUCUACUGGCCAGAGCACCCGCGCCUCAACAAGCCAUGGUCGCAGAUCCCACCACAGUGGAUCACAUUCGAGCAAAUCUCAAUGGCGCCAAGGAAGAGUCAAAGCGACCAUCGCUACCGGCUCUUUGUCCAGGACAUAAACACACUGUUCUGGUACCGCCUCGGUGCACCAAGCCAACUCGUGGCCUUUACCACUACCAUACCAAACUACCACCUAAAGGGGGGUUCAAUACCUGCCAAAGUGGAAGAGGCCUUCAAACAUUACUGUUAUGUGCCAUAUAUGGCAUUAACGCAUGCAGCUCGCUCUAAAGCAUUCCUACGAGGAGAAGACUCGUCUUUCAUUUUCACUCAGGAUGGUUUAAUGGCCAAGGGUCUUGACCGCUUGAAUGAGCUCUCCAUUGUAACAGUGGACUGGAUUGCAGCGGCCAAAGCUGCUGAAGAAAGGACAGCGCAUCAUUGGGGUGAAGAGCGCACCGCUGCUCUAAUUUCGCACCACCUUGUAGCCCUCGAUAUUGGAUGGACUCAUGGUUGGUCAGUGGCGAUGCAUUACGACGUGCAGCAGAGGGAGCUAGCACAUGGCAACCACAAGCACAAUCUCGCCGGACUCGAUGUAGCUGCUCUCACUCUAGCAAAUAAUAAAAUCUCCGCUGUUGUAUCACAACCUGCUCCUAUCUCACCCAACAAGCGUGCUGCUCCAAAUGAGUUUCCAUCAUCGCCUCGUAAGAAAUCGCAUACCUUUGCCUUGAGCCAUUGCUUUCGCUGUGGAGCAUCCGGCCAUCUGCCUGCCGACUGCUCAGCGGACACUACUUCAGCAGGAAAGCCAGUUGCAGCUAUGGCAUCCAAUGCUCGAAGCAAGCACACCCUCGCUAAUGCAUCCAAAAAACACUACUGUUUUAAUUGGGCCAACAGCUCCAAUUGCUCCUUCAAUUCCAAUUGUAGAAACGUCCACGCAUGCAGUCUCUGCGGUGAUUCAUCCCAUGGAGCCGGCAAUUGCAAAGUCUGA